This is a messenger RNA of Nilaparvata lugens (brown planthopper), 1526 nucleotides long. RefSeq lists its product as uncharacterized. Lineage: Eukaryota; Metazoa; Arthropoda; Insecta; Hemiptera; Delphacidae. Bases 1114 to 1416 code for a protein of 100 amino acids. The transcript is spliced from 4 exons. The record is from RefSeq and is a predicted model, not a curated record.
UUCUUUAUAAAUGCAACUAUUUAUAAACUGAGCUAUUACUUCAUAAAGGUUACUUGAAGACUUUUAUAAUAAUCAAUUGGAAGUGGAGUGAUGUAAUUUUAUUUAUUUUAUUCAAUAUUCCUGUAGUGUCCACUUCACUCUGCAUUUUUCUAUUUGCAUAAAUUCUCAUUUGAUCAAUUCUCAUUCAAACACAAGUACAGCUGUUGAAAGUUAUAUGUAUUAUAUAUAAUAUAUCUACAUUAUGUACAAUACAUUUGUAAAACUGUGAACUAUAUAUAUUGUCCUCGUCAUAGUCAACAAUCCAUCGAAGACAAACAAUACUCCUCACAAGAACAAUACUUCACUCUCGCACCCUCUCUCACACACACAUUCACUUUCUCUCUUACUAGCCACCCUUAGUACAAAGUGGCAACAGUUUUGGUAGAGACGGGUGGUGGUGUCAAGAAGAAACUUCGACCUUGAGGGACCCAUUUUCGUUUGGCCAACUAUAGGCAGAUUCUACUAAUUGUUCUGUUUCAACCUCUGCAAAAUUCUUGUCCCGUCUUUGUUUCUCUGCCAUAAUAAUUAUAUAAUAAUAACUCAACCAUAAUUAUUAUAAUAAUAACUUUAGAAAAAUGACAGUACCGUAGGAAAAAAUAACCUUCAACUUGAACUUCACAACAAGCAGCAAGGAAUAAACAACCAAGAUUUAGUUGGUUACCAUGGCUGCCAUAUUAAGUUUGUUUACGAAAGUGGUCGGUUUGGAAUCAUGACAUGCUGCCAGAUUCAUUGAACAGAUGAAUCGCUAUGGAUUCUAUAAAUAUGUUUAAGGAACAAAUAAAAAUUUAUUGAAUCGAUAAAGUUAUUGAAUCAAUAGCUAUAGCGUUGUUUAUUGAACGACUGAGAAACCGGGCAUAAGACAUAAGAUUUUUAGACCUUAGCUUACCCUCUGUACCUGAUUUGUCUGUCAAUUUGGUCGCAGAAAAGCUGAAAAGAAUAACUUUGGAAAAACAACUAUUUUUCUCAGCUUUUUCGAGACCAAAUUGACAGAAAACGUUCAAAUCAGGUACAGAGGUUUGAAUAUCAAAAUCUGUGUUUUCCCAGCUUUAUUCUUUUCAGCUUUUCCGAGACCAAAUGACAGAAAACGUUCAAAUCAGUUGCAGAGGUAACACGCCUAAAAUCGGAGGUUUUUCUCUUUUGAAUUUUCGACGUAGGGAGAAAGCUCAAAUAAUAAAAAUGCAGAAUUAUUGUGACUUGGUGAUUCUUCACCCUCGUGCUGUAGUCAAGUUGGACGUUGUUGAUUGUUAUGUGAGCAUUCAUUGCCUGGACUGCAAGGAAUUACUACGAAUUAUGGAGGGUGACAAACUAUAUGGAGCCCUGAAAUAUAGAUUUCUACUGAACGAAAUUGUGCGCAGUGACAGAGCAAGGAUGGGGUGAUGCCAUGUGAAUAAUUUCAUCGGCCGCUCGCUGAUGAGGAGACUGUUUUGAAUCAACACGGAAAUUGCGGAGUCAUCGCAUUCAAUUUGGCGACAGCCACACCCCCGCUG